UGUCAGUCAGCGCUGCACAAAAAUAUAGCAUCGGUCAAAUAUGACCGCUGUUUUAAUUUUACAUGAUGUAGGCAGAGACCACUGACUUUGACUUUGUUCCCUUCGACCCGGUGGUUUCUGUAAGGCUUUGAUUAUGCUCCAGAUGUCUGCAUGCUCGUCUGGUGGAGGAGACAUAUUCGACUGUAUACAGAGAGGAACUGUAGAUCAGUGUUUACACUAUAUCAAAAACGACCGAGCGGUGCUCAAGCAGAAAGGCUGGGGUGGUUUCACUCCACUCCACUUCGCUGCUCUACAUGGCAAUCGUACCCUUGUUGACCUCUUCCUGUGUAAUGCCGCUGACCCCAACCUGACGUGCGAUGCAGGACAGACCGCUUUCCAUUUCGCCUGCAGACAAGGAAACAUCUACAUCAUUCACAAAAUGAUGCAGUACGGGGCUGACCUGCGCAUCAUUGACCUGCAGGGCAAGACAUCCCUGCAUCACGCCGUCACUGGAGGCAGCAUAGUCGCUGUGCACUACCUGUGGGAGACUGGAAUGUUCCGCUUUACGGACACAGACCAGUAUCAGGUGACGCCCCUUCACCUGGCUGCUUCCACCGGCAACACAGAGGUGGUGCGAUACCUGCUGAAAGACCAGAGAUGCGCUGUGGAUGCGAUCGACCAGCAGGGGGCGACAGCGCUUCACGUUGCAGCGGAGCGAGGCGGGGUUGAGGUGUGCUGGACGCUGCUGCAGAGCUCGGGCUGCGGGUUGCUCCACCAGAAGAACCACAGCGGCCUCACGCCUCUGGACCUUUGCAAGCAAGGGAAGACAUUUAGACAUCAGCAACUUACCAAACUAUUGAAUCAGUACGUGAGCGAGCCAAGUCAACACAAGCCCAGAGAGUCUCACGUCUUGUACUACUGGACCCUGUUGUUCCCCAGCCUAAGUGGAGCUGCUAUUCUGCUGAUAGCUGCCAUGUUGGGAGGCUACGGUGGACUGAUCUGUGGCCUCCUCUUCCCCUGGCUGGCGAGUAGCAUCUUCACACAGUACCACCGUAUGACCACGUACCAGAGGUUUGACCAACUUCACGUUGACAACAGCAGUCAGGGGACAUGUACUUUAGUGCCUGUUGUAUCUUUCCAUUCAGAAAGCAGCUGCUGUCCUUCUUCCAGGUUACCCAAUCCUGUCUACCUGGGAACCCUCCUCGCUGGAAUGUUCCACUCGGUGCUUUGCUUCUAUGGAAAACUGAUGCCUAGUGUGUGGCCCAAAAGUGCUCUGGUCCAGGUGUGCAUGGUCCACUUCAUGCUGGUGUUCGCUUUGUUCUUCAAGAUUCUGACUCAGGACCCUGGGACCCUCAACAGCACAAAUGCUGACCCUCGCUUCUCCUGUAUCGCUGACCUGGUGGAGAAAAAUGAGAGCCCACAUAGAUUUUGUCCGUAUUGUGAGUUAUUCCAGCCAGAUUUCACGAAACACUGCAAGCUGUGUGACGUCUGCAUCAGAGACUACGACCAUCACUGCCUGUUCCUCAACCAGUGCAUCGGGCGGGACAACCACCGUCGCUUCCUCUGCUUCAUCAUCUCCAUGGUGAUCGCUCAUCUUCUCUUUGUUACCAUGACGACAAGCUACCUGUACGACAGGAUGCCGGCCAACAGCCAUAGCUUGGCCUCGUGCUUACCGAUGUUGGCGGAGGAAUUCUGGGUCGUCAUCAUGGCUCUCAUGAAUGGGAUGACCCUCUUGUGGGAGGUGUGGCUACUUACCGAGCAGUUUGAUGCGAUCGCCAUGGAAACCACCACUUACUUCAGGCACUGUGAGAUGACUGUGAGACAGAAGCCAAUAAUGCAGCGCUGGGUGGCGGUUCUGUCCUUCCUCCUGGAAGGGCGGAGGCGAGUGGGCCGUGGGCAAACAAGAGAGGAAAAAACUGCAAUUGACAUUUAAAUUGUAUCUUUUCCUUCAAUGCAGUUACUGCCAUGAUCAUGUCGUGCGUCAAUGUAACACUGUGCUAUCUGUUGCUCUAGAGUAGAUUGUUACCAAAACGACUAUCUAGUUUCAAGUGGCCUUGCUGUCACCUUUUCAUUUGAAUGUCCUUCAACAAGGAAGUUGUUCAGUGUUCAGAUGAAGCUUUUAUACACCAUAUGAGAGUAUUUUUGUCUACUGAGUGUGCUAAACGUGUACUGGGCUUCUACACACUUACAUUUGUAGCACUGCACUGAGCUUGCACUGUUCGACUUACUGUACGCCCCAACUAUUGUAACAAUGAUGCUACUGUUGAACAAAUAAAACUGUGACGUGACAAAAAUGU
This is a messenger RNA of Synchiropus splendidus (mandarinfish), 2276 nucleotides long. RefSeq names its product putative ZDHHC-type palmitoyltransferase 6. The record is from RefSeq and is a predicted model, not a curated record. The transcript is spliced from 9 exons. Gene Ontology annotation, molecular function: protein binding; palmitoyltransferase activity. Gene Ontology annotation, cellular component: Golgi membrane. Lineage: Eukaryota; Metazoa; Chordata; Actinopteri; Syngnathiformes; Callionymidae. The coding region runs from base 134 to 1912 and encodes 592 amino acids. Gene Ontology annotation, biological process: protein palmitoylation.